UCGGUUAUUUUGGUCGCUUGGUUUUUUAAAUUCUCACAAAAUUAUAUAUAGUAUAUUUUAGAACUGUUUCAAGUAAAAUUAAAAUUUCAUAGGAAAAAUUCAAAAUGUUCUCGCUCAGAUCAUUUGUCAAUCGUGGCAAUUUAUGCAGCUUGGCAAAAUUGCCCUAUGUUCCUGUGCUGCGUAUGAGGUCGAAUGAAUGUGGGGAUAAGUGUGCAGGGGGUAAGAUUAAAAAAAGUAAAAAGCCUUCUCCCUGCGGUACACCAGAAGGUCAGCUAAAGAAAAAGCCGAAGGUAAAUGAAAAGAAAAUCACUAGGCAGCCCUCCGUUUGGCUGAAUCCGUUUUGUGACCAAGAUGACUCGCACUGUCCAUACAAUCCACGAUUCGAUGAUAUCUACUACAUUGAAUCUGACAAGGCGAAUCGCAAGUAUUGGCAAACCUGGGUUGCAUGUCCACCCGUCGCUAUAAAGCCAAAGAAGAUCUGUUGCUUUAAAGAUAUAAAGGCGGCGCCGUUGCGCCGUCGCACGAGUAAAAAACCGAAGACCGCAUGCCCACAGCCAGCCCGCUGUGAUAAGCGUCUUAAUCUGGACUGUCCGCGUGUGAAACGUCGCUGUCAUAGGGCCGGCCGUAUUCCACCCGAUUGCACGCCGUUCAAGCGUCCCCUCGACUGCACCAAGCCAUUAACACCGUAUCCGGCAUUUUCUGAGUGCAAGCGUAUCAAACCCGGUGCUUUGCCUCUGAGCGAGUGCAUUUGUUGGCAGAAGCCGAUGCUCUGCGAGGCUUGGGCUGAGUGGAGACGCCGCAGCAUGAGGAAGACAAUGAGAUAGGAAGCGAGCUCAACAAAAACGUGCUAUAUAAAUAACAAAAUUUGAUGAUUGCCAGUAGCUUCGGCCUUUUGACAAGUUCCUGGUUCGACACGUAGUAUUCGGCUAAUUGCCCAACGAAAUUUAUUUUAAUGGUUAAUUAUUGUAAGUUGCAUUGAGGCCAAAAUAUAUUACUCGACUGCUCAACGGGAAGCUAAACA
Drosophila hydei is the source of this 1021-nucleotide messenger RNA. RefSeq lists its product as uncharacterized. The transcript has a single exon. NCBI's taxonomy places the organism in Eukaryota, Metazoa, Arthropoda, Insecta, Diptera, Drosophilidae. Bases 105 to 824 code for a protein of 239 amino acids. The record is from RefSeq and is a predicted model, not a curated record.